This is a messenger RNA of Rubroshorea leprosula, 2128 nucleotides long. NCBI's taxonomy places the organism in Eukaryota, Viridiplantae, Streptophyta, Magnoliopsida, Malvales, Dipterocarpaceae. The record is from the annotation of a GenBank genome assembly.
GAACCCUAGAAGAGCAGAGCUACAAAAAAGCCAAAAGUCCCCUUUUCCUUCCUACUUUUUGUUGGCGAAUCUUCGAUCUUUCACUUUCGAAUCUUCAUGAUUAGUGUUGCAAGAGAGAGAUAAGAAAUCAAACAACACUGCCAAAAUGUUUUUGCAUGUUGGUGGUAAGUUAGUGCAAAACAAUGGCCUUAAAUAUGUUGGUGGGGAGUGCCAUGUUUGGAAUGUAGACCUAGAAAAAAUAACAGUGUGGGAGUUUUAUAGAAAGGUUGAGUUUUGUAAGUAUGAUCCUGAUAUGGUAGAUGGGAUAUGGUAUCUACAACUUGAAAAAACUUUAGAAGAUGGCUUAGUGCGAAUUGUCAAUGAUGAUUCAGUAAGGGAUGUGCUAGAUAUUAUAAAGGAGGAAAAUGACAAUGUAGGUGACAAUGUCCAAUCUAAUGUUACUGAGGAAAGUGUUGGCAUUGAUGGGGCUGCUACUAAUGUUACUGAGGAAGGUGUUGGUGCUGAAACUCAUGAUGGGGAUGCUGUUGGUGCUAGUGUUGAAUCUGAUGAUGCAACAUUCAUGACAACAUUGAGAAAAGAAUUUGAACCACCAACAGUUGGUGUAAAGUAUUUUGAUGCACAUACUACAGCAAGUUCUAGUGUUGGAGGACCAAGUACACAACAUUUUGAUGAAGCUAAUAAGAUAGGGAGUGAUGAAGAAGAUAGCUAUCUCUCAACAUCUAACGACGAAGGGAGUGAAGUCGAACAUGGUAAAAGGAGACAGGCUAUGCAUAAGGUUUACCAAGAGCCAAGAGAUGAUGAGACUCUUGACAUUAGACUAGGGAUGAUUUUUACCAACAAGCAACAAUUUGGGGAUGCUACUUAUUUGGCAAUGGACCAACCAACUGAAUCUUGGAUGGUGAAGACAUUUGUGUCUGAGCAUACAUGCCAUUGGCUAUUAAAGAAGAACAAGCAAUGUAGCUCAACAGUAGUUUCAAAGUACUUGGUGAGGCACAAAGGGUUUACUGCCUUGUACAUGAGGCUAACUGACAUUUAUAAUCUCAUUAAGAAAGAGUUAAGUGUUGAGUUAUCUCAACGUCAACUGAAAAAGUCGAAGGAGAAGAUUGGGAAGGCAUUUGAAGGUGAUUGCAAGAUGGAAUAUGGCAAAUUAUGGGAUUAUGUUGUAGAGCUUCAAUUGAAAGACCUUGCUACCUCUAUCAUUAUUGUGACAUCAAGAUCAACUACAGAUUUAAAUCCUGUUUUCUUAAGGAUGUACAUCUGUUUUUCUGCAAUGAAGUUGGGAUUUAUAAUUGGCUAUAGGCGUAGGCGUGUUGUUGGCCUCGAUGGUCCUUUCUGUAAAGGAGCAUUCAAUGAAGUAUUGUUGGUUGUUGUUUCUAGGGAUGCUAAUACCCAGAUGUUUCCACUUGCAUGGGCAGCCGUGGAAGAUGCUGAGCAUAGAACAUAUGCUAGACACAAAUAUGCCAACUUUCAAAAAAAUAAUGGAGGCAAAGAAUUGAAGGUAGCAUUCUGGGAAUGUGUUAAGGUUAACAUUGAACAUAACUUCAACAAGGCAUUAACUGAGUUAGGUCAUAUUAAACCAAGUGCAGUCCCUGCCAUCAUGAACACACACCCUAGAAGCAAGGCACAAGGUAUUAUUCUCUAUGUUAGAAGACUUGCGGGCAAUGUGAGGACGGUGGCUAGGAGAGAAUAUGGUAGCAGCAAAUUUGUUGGGAUGUUUGUCCCAAAAUUUGAGCAAAAAUUGUUGCUGCCCGAAAAGGUAGCAGGAGGUGACACUUUUAUGGCCUAGUUGUGACGGUCUAUAAUUGUAUAUUUUGCUUAUGUUUUUAUUGCAAAAUUUGCUUUUUGUUUGUAUGUAUGACAUUGCAUUUAUGUAAGGAUUGUAAACACUGCAUUUUGGAAUGGUAUGCACUUUGUGUAAGUGCUUAUUUUCUCAAAUUUAUGUACAUUCACAUACAACAUUUAUAACAGAUUUCAACAACACAGAAUCUUCGAUAUUAUGUUAGGUUUUAAGCAAAGAGGCGCAUUACCAUUGGUUUAGACAAAAAGAAAAGCCUUUGUAGGCCAAUAAACGCAAAAGAACAUGGAUUCUAGUGCAGCCUCUGUAGGUCAAUAAACUGACAAUAACCUG